CGGACACCCCGAGGCACCAGAGAGCCGCUCUCCGCCGGUACCUCCCGCUCGGCUUUGGGCUCAGAAAAGCCCCGUGUGCCUCUCAGAACAGCACCUGGAAAAGGGGGGACGUUGGCAUCGCUGGCUUUGCGCGACACCUGCCUGUGAUUUUACACUCUGGUUUCCUGGCACGCUCCGGUCGAGCCUCCGCAAAGAUUUCCCGGCGCUGCGUCCUUCCCCCUCCCCGGGCGGGUGCGGGCACGGGCACAGCCAGUUCGAUGCGGGCUCUGGGAUUUUUUCAGCGCUCUCACGGACUGUACGUGCUCUAAAUGCCUACAAUACAGAGGAAUCCGCCUGCUCCUGAUGGGAUGCAUCUGCAGAGAGGAAGAAUUCCUCAUUUAAGAUGGGUAAUAAGCAAACGAUAUUUACUGAUGAACAGCUAGACGCCUACCAGGACUGCACCUUCUUCACUCGGAAGGAAAUCCUUCGGUUGCACGGCCGCUACUACGAAAUGGCCCCCAACGUUGUGCCCAUGGACUACACAAAGGACCCAGACGUCAAACUACCUAUGCAGCUGAUAAUUAACAUGCCUGAGCUCAAGGAGAAUCCCUUCAAAGAAAGGAUUGUGUCAUCUUUCUCAGAGGAUGGAGAGGGCAGCCUCAGCUUCAACGACUUCGUGGACAUGUUCUCCGUGCUCAGUGAAAUGGCUCCCAGAGAGCUCAAAGCAAUUUACGCCUUUAAAAUCUACGAUUUUAACACAGAUAACUUCAUUUGUAAAGCAGACCUGGAGCAGACCCUGAAUAAGCUGACGAGGGAGGAGCUGACGGCCGAGGAGAUCACCCUGGUGUGUGAGAAGGUGAUAGAAGAGGCUGACAUGGAUGGGGAUGGCAAACUGGGCUUCGCAGAUUUUGAGAACAUGAUUUCCAAAGCACCAGACUUCCUCAGCACUUUCCACAUCAGGAUCUGAAGAUGUUUCUGAGAGCCGGUGGUAUCAGAAAUGACUUGGCCAGUCCAGCCUUCCUGAAUCUCAGGCGCUCCAGGGGCUUUCUGUCCUCUCCUGAGGGCUUCUCAGAACUCAGCAGAAAGUCCUGAAGCAAUUCUGGUCCACAGGGAGACCCAAACAUCACGUGUUCCCCAGGAUCUUUGGAACAGUCACAUUUUUAUCUCCACUGCUGGCCAAGCACUCUGGCAAAGAUGCUGGGGGUUUUGCA
Molecule: messenger RNA, 1190 nt
Organism: Empidonax traillii (willow flycatcher)
Lineage: Eukaryota; Metazoa; Chordata; Aves; Passeriformes; Tyrannidae
Gene: CIB2
Product: calcium and integrin binding family member 2
Exons: 8
Coding region: 383-946 (187 amino acids)
Molecular function (GO): calcium ion binding
Source: RefSeq, a predicted model, not a curated record